Messenger RNA from Fusarium pseudograminearum CS3096, 1071 nucleotides. RefSeq lists its product as uncharacterized. The coding region runs from base 1 to 1071 and encodes 356 amino acids. The transcript is spliced from 7 exons. The record is from RefSeq and is a predicted model, not a curated record. Gene Ontology annotation, molecular function: dioxygenase activity. NCBI's taxonomy places the organism in Eukaryota, Fungi, Ascomycota, Sordariomycetes, Hypocreales, Nectriaceae.
AUGUCACCCGACAAGCCAGCUCAGAACGGAGACGUAGUGGUGUCUCAAACAGCAAAUUGUGACCACAUUCCCGUUAUUGAUCUGUCGUCUCUCGAUAGCCCAGAUGUCGAGGAACGUCAGAAGCUGGCUGCUCUAAUUAACGAUGCGUGUACCAAAGUUGGGUUCUUUUACAUCAAGAACCAUGGUAUUCCUGAGGAUAUGAUAGAAGCUGUUCACAAUGCUGCUGAACGGUUCUUCAAUCUCACCGAGGCGCAAAAGAUGAGAUACUAUAUCGGAAACUCAAGGAAAUUCCGGGGUUAUACUCCCAUGGGCGCCGAAGAGGCGACAGGAACAGAACAAGACUUGGGCUCAGAAAAAAAGACCGUUUCUGAAGCAUUUGACAUUGGAUACGAGACUGCGAUGGACCUGGAAAAGAACCCAAGUGACGCACUCCCGACAGACACCUUCGAACUGUACGGCGAAAAUCAGAUGCCUGAUGAGGAGAUGAUCCCCGGUUUCGCCAAAACCUACAUUGACUACUGUGGUAUCGUCUUGAAGACCUGCCGGCAGAUGAUGAGAAUCUUUGCUUUGGCUCUUGAGCUACCUGAAGAGUAUUUUGACUCAAAGAUGCGGCAUCCUGGUGUCACUUCGAGGAUGCUGCACUAUCCGGCACAGUCGGUUGGCGAGGAGCAAGGAGGGCUUGGGGCGCACACGGAUUACGAAUGCUUCACAGUCCUCUCUCAAGGUCGUGUAUCAGGUCUGCAAGUCUUGAACCAGCAGGGCGAAUGGAUACCCGCUCCACCAAUCCCUGGUACACUGGUAGUAAACAUUGGAGAUUGCUUGUCAAUUUGGUCGAACAAAAAGUUCAAAUCGACCAUCCAUCGGGUGGCUAACCUGUCGGGAAAGGAACGGUACUCGGUGCCGUUCUUUUUCGGCGUCGACUACGAUACAACUGUCUCAGUCUUGCCGCAUUUAGUCUUGGGCAAUGCUCCUGCAUGUGCUGUCCCCUUCAAAGCGGGAGCUUGGGUUCGAAAUAAGCUGUCUCAGGCAUGUAAUUGCGACGUAAGAGGCAAUAUCGAGGUUUACAAUUGA